AUGUUGCAAGAAGACAAGCGGCUGAUGAAUGAGUUUUGUUUCCAGGUAGUAUUGUUGGUUAUGAGCGCUGAGGUUUGGGAUUCAAAUUCUGAAGACUUCAUCAUAGCUAUCAUUGCAGAGCUGAACAGGCCCUACCACUUGCGUGUCCUGUGGCUUUUGCAGCGAGCGAGCUCGAUGAUCAUUGCAGUACUCGGGCGGGUCCGCUGCCCUGCCAACAGCGAGGGCGAUCGCAAGCAUCGUGACUAUCACCUCCCUACCGAGCGCCGAGCAGCAGCUUCUACAGCUCUUCGUCGACCAUCGCCUCAAGCGUCAUCUCAAGCGCACCCACAGGCAUCCGGCCUCGACCGCGCCCUCGGAGUCCCCAUGCACCUGCGCACCAAACUCUCCGCCGGUGGGUGCCAGCGCGCUGCGCUUCGCGACACCAGCGUGAACACCGCAGGCUUCGGCUUUGGACGCAAAUCGGACGGCUCGCGCACGGCGUCCGCGGCGUAG
Phanerochaete carnosa HHB-10118-sp is the source of this 492-nucleotide messenger RNA. RefSeq lists its product as uncharacterized. The record is from RefSeq and is a predicted model, not a curated record. NCBI's taxonomy places the organism in Eukaryota, Fungi, Basidiomycota, Agaricomycetes, Polyporales, Phanerochaetaceae. Bases 1 to 492 code for a protein of 163 amino acids. The transcript is spliced from 2 exons.